AUGCUAAAGAACUUACAAAAUUCUGUCUUGCACUGCAGGUCACUGAACACUUCCACAUGGCAACUGGCACAGGACCAAGCCCAAGACACGCAACUCAUCACAGUUGAUGAAAAAUUGGACCUUACACCGUUAACUGGGGUACCAGAGGAGCAUAUUAAAACCAGGAAGGUUCACAUAUUUGUUCCAGCCCGUAAUGCCAUGCAAGCUGGUGUUAAUAACACCAAAAAAUGGAAGAUGGAAUUUGAUACAAGGGAGCGCUGGGAAAACCCUUUGAUGGGUUGGGCAUCAACAGCGGAUCCUCUGUCCAACAUGCUUCUGUCCUUUUCUACAAAAGAAGCAGCUAUUGCAUUUGCUGAAAAAAAUGGCUGGAGCUAUGAUGUUCAAGAGCGGAGGAUUCCAAAACCUAAAUCCAAGUCUUAUGGUGCAAACUUUUCUUGGAACAAAAGGACAAGGGUGUCCACAAAAUAGGUUGGCAUUGGCUGUCUCUGCGUCUGACUGUGAAUAAAGUCAGCUGUGCUGUAUUUAUAGUCCAUGUAUAAUACAUCUCUUAAUCUCCUAAUAAAUUUGACCUUUAAACUA
Messenger RNA from Sceloporus undulatus (fence lizard), 579 nucleotides. RefSeq names its product NADH:ubiquinone oxidoreductase subunit S4 (gene NDUFS4). Bases 1 to 468 code for a protein of 155 amino acids. Gene Ontology annotation, biological process: electron transport chain. Lineage: Eukaryota; Metazoa; Chordata; Lepidosauria; Squamata; Phrynosomatidae. The transcript has 5 exons. The record is from RefSeq and is a predicted model, not a curated record.